Messenger RNA from Brienomyrus brachyistius, 3522 nucleotides. Its product is annotated as homeobox protein SIX2-like. Gene Ontology annotation, molecular function: DNA-binding transcription factor activity, RNA polymerase II-specific; RNA polymerase II cis-regulatory region sequence-specific DNA binding. Lineage: Eukaryota; Metazoa; Chordata; Actinopteri; Osteoglossiformes; Mormyridae. The coding region runs from base 129 to 1976 and encodes 615 amino acids. The transcript has 3 exons. Gene Ontology annotation, biological process: regulation of transcription by RNA polymerase II. The record is from RefSeq and is a predicted model, not a curated record. Gene Ontology annotation, cellular component: nucleus; transcription regulator complex.
UUUGUGAACAGAGAGAGACCCAUCCGUACGCAAAACACUGCCAGAUAAUCUGAUUUCGUUUGCAUGGUAAAUGGAAACCUGAUCGGUUAACGGAACAAGGAGGAGUGACUUGCGGCUACUCAUUAAACAUGUCUUCGUCCACAAGCGAAGUCAUUCAUUUAGAUGAGAUCAAGAAGGAAAGCCUGCGGGUAGACAGACGAGGGAGUGCCAAGCCACCGGCGCUGGGCUCGGUGGAGUUCAGUACGGAGCGUCCCGUUGCCGACGCAGCCCCGUCUGAACUUAUGGAGAGCGCGCCUUUGCUGGCGUUUUCCCCCGACCAAGUGGCGUGUGUCUGCGAGGCUCUGCAGCAGGGUGGCAACGUGGACCGGUUGGCCAGAUUCUUAUGGUCGUUACCACAGAGCGACUUGCUACGCGGUAACGAAAGCAUCUUAAAAGCCCAGGCUCUCGUGGCUUUCCAUCAGGCUCGCUACCAGGAGCUCUACUGUAUCCUAGAGAGCCACAGCUUCAGCCCGGCAAACCACCCCGCGCUCCAGGAUAUAUGGUACAAGGCGAGAUACAGCGAGGCGGAGAAGGUUCGAGGCAGAGCCCUGGGCGCCGUGGAUAAAUACCGCCUGCGUCGGAAGUACCCCUUACCUCGAACUAUCUGGGAUGGAGAAGAAACGGUGUAUUGCUUCAAGGAGCGAUCCCGGAACGCACUGAAGGAGAUGUACAAGCAGAAUAGGUAUCCAUCGCCGGCCGAGAAGAGGAAUCUGGCCAAAAUCACGGGACUGUCGCUGACUCAGGUCAGCAACUGGUUUAAAAACCGGAGACAGAGGGACAGAAACCCGUCCGAAGCGCAGUCAAAGAGUGAAUCUGAUGGCAACCACAGCACCGAGGAUGAGGCCAGCAAAGGCCAGGACGAUCUCUCCCCCCGACCCCUCUCCAGCGGCUCCAGUGGGGGGGCGCCAGUCGUUCAGCAGAUCGGCGACGUGGGGGCCGGCCCGGGCCGUGGGGGUGCCCAGCACUUCAGUGGGAACCUCUCCAGUGGCAGCACCACGUUUUUCAACAGUGCCUCCUGCCUCCAGCCCAAUGGCAGCUUCCUCCUGGGCAGCUUUGGCCUGGGGAACCCGCCUCUGACCUUUAACCCCUUAGCCCCAUCCCCAGGGCCACUGCUGGGGGAUCACAGCGAGAAUGCAGAGCUGCAGCCCGCCCACGAGCGGUCCCUGGCCGCUGGCCCCCCCGUGUACCCCCCCUUCCCUCUAUGCUCGAAUGGCUUGGAGGUGAAGCUGGAGGGGGCCCCAGGAGGGCCAGGCCCCGCCAUGGUCACCUUGGCCCCCUCCCUUGGGCCACUGCACCUUAGCCCCAGCCUGGGCCACACCCCCAGCACCAACGACAGCCAAUCACAGCUCAACGCUCAUGAGAGUGUCCCACCUCUACAAUUGCCACCCACUGCUGUAGCGCCCCCUCAUGCUGCGGUUCCCCUCCACAGUGCUGACAGUGCCCCCAGUGGCAGCUCCAUGUACUGCAGCCUGUCCCUGCCUCUUGCAACGCAGACCUCAGUCAAACAAGAGCCGGGAGAGGCUGGCCUUUACAGCUUCCCUGGGGGGCUUCGCAUGGACCGGAGUGACCAGCUGGCCUACUCUGCUCCCCUUCUUCCCUCAUCUGCCCCCUCAAACGCCGGGGAGGCCCUGCCUUGCAGCACGGCGGCACCAUCCCCUGGCUCCGAGCCCCGGGCCUUCCCGUCCCCUCCGGUGCCCAGCACGCCUGACAGGGACAGGAGCGCAUCUCUCCUGACAGACUACGGCAGCCGGGCCUCCCCAGCCCCGCACGGCCGCUCCUUCACCUCCACCAUGCAGCAGGAGUACCUGCCCGCACAGAGCAACUCAGACGUGGCACACGGGGGGGGACAGACCCAGGACCAUGUGCCUGGAAGUGGAGCCAAAAGAAAAGGAGCUCAACAAACUGCACCGACUGCCACUGGAGGAGCAUGUGUGUGACCUUUGACCUAUGUGAGCCAUGCUCAGCCUGACAUUAGUGGUCAUAUCGUACACAUUUACACUCCGGGAUACAGUCAUGUUAAAUUAUUAGAUUGAUUCCCAGGAUAUCGGUGGGACAAUUAACAGUGCACUUAAAAGGAACUGCGUCGAGGACGCAGCUACAUCCAGUUGUCAUUCUGAUGCUGUCGAAUGCUGCAAAACCUUCUCUGUUUCCCCCUAUGUUGCCUCUAACUGCUUUAGUCAAUCUUGUGGUGAAGCACGGAGCAGAGGUCUCUUCUUAAAGAAAUGCUUUCUUUUUUCUGCAUAUUCUCUCUCGUUUCCCAGAGUGCAGUCCCUCUCUGCUUCUCCAGUGCCCUGCGUUCAGACAUGCCUCUCAGGCCAAUGUGGAAUGAAAAAAAAUCGGCCCAUUACUGACAGAGUGUCCCCCCCCCCCACCCGUGGCCCCCAAUCUCACAGUAAAACAUCCGCUGGCCUAUUGUACGAUGUAAUAGAAGCAGAACUUGCUCACUGCCUGUGAAGCGUUCGGCGUUCGGCGGCGCGUGAUUGGACGCCGGAGAGGGCUGUGGGACUGAUCCACAUGAGCUACCUGCCAGUGUGAUGUAUGAGCGUCGGGACCAUUCAGGAAUGUGCCACUUGAAUGGGCCUCCUCAAGAUGGUCCUUAAUGCAAAAUUUUAUUUGAUUUUGUUUGUUUUUUUGGGCUUUCCACAUUAACAUUGAAAGAUGUCUAAUGUUACUUACUUUUGCACAUCUGUUUCCUGCUGCUUUUGAUGGAGUCUUGGGUUGCAAGCUAACACUUCACAUUUCACAUAACAUGUCCGUUCUGCUAAUCUCCACCUUCGUCAGACACAGUGGCCUCUAAGGGUGCUGACAUUUAUAUGGUUGGAUUGUUUGUUUGUAUUCAAAAACGACCUGGGCUUAUUUUUAACCCCCCCCCCAUUAAAUCUUUAUAUUUGUACUUGUCAGAUGUUCAUGUUGUUCCUUGCUUUAAGUAUCAUCAAAUAAUGGCUUGUUAUUAUUGGAUAUCGGUGUGUGCCCUUAUUUGCUAUACCUGAGGUGACUAAGCCAAGACUGGGUCUGUUUUUGUCUUUUUUAACUUAGCAAAAACUUUGACGGUGACCCAGACCCAGACCCAGACCGCGCUCUGCACAGUGCUGUGAUUGUUUGCCUGCAUCUGACGGCCUGGACUUCAUUAGCCCCAGUUCCCAAUCCAGCUUCUUAUUCAAAUAAACAGCUGUGGGCUCCAGCACGGGUGUCAGCGCUGAGUGGGCCAGCUCAGAUGCCCCCCCCCCCCCCCCCCACAAGACCAGCACCGCCCCCUGUCAUCUCUGCUGAUAUGCUCUGACCUGCAGCUUCCUUACACCAAAUGCACUACGAAUCUCUAAAAUGCAAGGAAGGUGAAAGUGUAUUUUUUUCUUAGGUUGUUGUUGAAAUCAACAAAAAUGUAAGCAUUAAACACCGAGUCUCCGUUGUCAGAAGCAGAAUGCUGAAUAUAAAUCAGUUCGCCGAAAGUAUGGCUUGUAAUCAUUUGUUUAUCUACCAAGUCGU